Molecule: messenger RNA, 490 nt
Organism: Castor canadensis (American beaver)
Lineage: Eukaryota; Metazoa; Chordata; Mammalia; Rodentia; Castoridae
Source: RefSeq, a predicted model, not a curated record
UGGUAGCUCUUGGGCGGCACGGGAAAGUAGCUAUGGCGGCGGUGGAUUCGGAUGUCGAAUCGCUGCCUCGUGGGGGUUUCCGCUGCUGCCUUUGCCAAGUUACUACAGCCAACCGACCCAGCCUAGAUGCCCACUUGGGCGGCAGGAAACACCGGCAUUUGGUAGAGCUACGAGCUGCCAGAAAGGCCCAAGGACUUCGGAGCGUGUUUGUCAGUGGUUUUCCCAGGGAUGUGGAUUCUGCUCAGCUCUCUGAGUACUUCCAAUCAUUUGGACCUGUGGCCAGUGUUGUCAUGGACAAAGACAAGGUAGAGUAGUGAAUGACUCUGAGAGUAAAGAGUGAGUCAGGUAUUCUGUAUAUUAAAAGAGAUAAGAAAAACCAGCAGCCUGUUUUGGCUGGUUCCUGAAGUCAUUGGUAGACCCCACAGAACUUGGCAUAGCCCAGCUUUGUGAGCUUAGUCGUCAGAGGACUUAUUUGUCAAAGAUUCAGUGA